Molecule: messenger RNA, 1620 nt
Organism: Beta vulgaris subsp. vulgaris (sugar beet)
Lineage: Eukaryota; Viridiplantae; Streptophyta; Magnoliopsida; Caryophyllales; Amaranthaceae
Product: lipoyl synthase, chloroplastic
Exons: 7
Coding region: 246-1382 (378 amino acids)
Biological process (GO): lipoate biosynthetic process
Cellular component (GO): chloroplast; mitochondrion
Molecular function (GO): 4 iron, 4 sulfur cluster binding; lipoate synthase activity
Source: RefSeq, a predicted model, not a curated record
UUGCCCAACUUUGCAACUUCCCCGCAAAAAAUAAAAGUUUGUUAACCUAACUAUCCUAAUUCCAAUCCGUAGCAUUUCCUAGGGAAAUUCCAUCUCUCUCUCCCUAUAGAUUACAGAUUAUAAAUUACAGAUUUCAUUGCAGUUUCCCUUUUACCUAAAAAGUUCGAUUUGCGAUUUCGUAUUUCCAGCAUCAAUUCAAGAUAUCACAAUAUAUUUGUUUCAGUAAUACUCAAGGCCUGCACAAAAUGGAUCAAAGUGUCAUCAAACCUCCAAUGUCAAUGCAAAUACCAAACCAAGCAAUACCCAAGAAGUUCCAUCAUAUGAGUCGCUGCUACCCAACACCUAAGAUAAGGUGUGAAAUUGCUCCAGAGAAAAGUGUGAAGUUGCAUGAAUCGGAGGAAAAUACAAAGAUGAAAGCAGGUUCAGGUCCUUACCCAGGAGGAAUGGGCCUAUAUACGGGAAGGGACCCAAAUGUGAAGAAACCAAAUUGGUUGAGGCAGAGAGCACCUCAGGGGAAGAAGUUUGAGGAGGUCAAGGACUCUCUUUCUCGCUUGAAUCUUCACACUGUUUGUGAAGAAGCCCAGUGCCCUAACAUUGGUGAGUGUUGGAAUGGGGGUGGGGAUGGUAUUGCAACUGCCACAAUCAUGGUUCUUGGUGAUACAUGCACUCGUGGUUGCAGAUUUUGUGCAGUUAAAACGAGUAGUAAUCCUGCACCACCUGAUCCUAUGGAACCAGAGAAUACAGCCAAUGCUGUUGUAAGUUGGGGUGUUGAUUACAUUGUUUUAACAAGUGUUGAUCGGGAUGAUUUGCCUGAUGGUGGAAGCGGCCAUUUUGCGCAAACAGUCAAAGCGAUGAAGAAACUCAAGCCUGAAAUCAUGGUUGAAUGUUUAACUUCUGAUUUUAGGGGAGAGUUGACGGCUGUAGAUACUCUCGUGCACUCAGGAUUAGAUGUUUUUGCUCACAACAUUGAAACUGUUAAGCGGCUUCAGCGAAUUGUAAGAGAUCCUCGUGCCGGGUAUGAACAGAGCUUGUCUGUACUGAAGCAUGCAAAAGUUAGCAAAGAAGGGAUGAUUACAAAAACUUCUAUCAUGCUAGGGCUUGGUGAAACUGAUGACGAAUUGAAGGAAACCAUGGCUGAUCUUCGGGCCAUUGAUGUUGAUAUUCUUACACUUGGACAGUAUUUACAGCCAACACCACUGCACCUCACAGUUAAAGAGUAUGUUACACCCGAGAAAUUUGCUUUCUGGAAGGAGUAUGGAGAAGCUAUAGGCUUUCGCUACGUUGCUAGUGGACCUCUUGUACGUUCAUCAUACCGAGCUGGAGAGCUCUUUGUUCAGAGCAUGGUCAAAGAUAGAGCUAGAGGCACUUCGAGCAUGAACUAACUUUUAUUUUAGAUAAUUAUUUUUUUUGAGAAUAUUUAUAGUACACCUGGGUGUAUCAUGCUCAUAGUACAUCCAAGACUAUUUUCUCCAAAUGAGCAAAAUGAGCAAAGGAGUAAAUGAGCAAAAUGAACAAAUGAGCGAAUGUUUUUACUCAUUUAAGAAAAUGAGCAAAUACUUUUAUUACAAAAUGAGCAAAAUAAGCAAAUGAGUAAAUGAGCAAAAUGUUCAUAUGAACAAA